AUGAAAUAUAAGGUCGAAGGGGAUAUUGGAAACGUCGACCACUGCCUCCAGCCAAUCUCUCUGUACAUGUCUCUGGCUUACCGGCGCAACAUAAACAGUAAUCGCAUCACCAUCAAAUGCUGGAAACUCAGCAACUUUGCACAAUUGCGAGUUCCAGAACUGUCUUCCAGAGUCAUUAGCUACGAAUUGAAGUAUUUGCAUGUCGCAGCCCGCACCUCUCCAACAAGGACCACGGGCUUAAAGGCCUCCACUCCAGCGGCUCAUCCGCUGAUGCUCUACGAAGAUCUUCUUCACUUGGGAGGCCAG
This is a messenger RNA of Perkinsus marinus ATCC 50983, 306 nucleotides long. RefSeq lists its product as hypothetical. The transcript is spliced from 4 exons. Lineage: Eukaryota; Perkinsozoa; Perkinsida; Perkinsidae. The annotation marks the transcript as partial. The record is from RefSeq and is a predicted model, not a curated record.